Diaporthe batatas is the source of this 909-nucleotide messenger RNA. RefSeq lists its product as uncharacterized. The record is from RefSeq and is a predicted model, not a curated record. The transcript is spliced from 4 exons. The coding region runs from base 1 to 909 and encodes 302 amino acids. Gene Ontology annotation, molecular function: O-methyltransferase activity. NCBI's taxonomy places the organism in Eukaryota, Fungi, Ascomycota, Sordariomycetes, Diaporthales, Diaporthaceae.
AUGCUUCGCCGCCUGUUGCGCCACGCCAUGACGUUGCGGAUCUUCCGGGAGCCCCAGCCUGGGAUGGUCGCGCACACAAAAGCAUCCAAGCUGCUGGCUCGAUCAGAUGUGAACUCCUUCAUGGCUUUCCACCCUGAAAUCGGUUGGCCAACGGCAGCGAAGACUCUGGAUGCCUUGCAAAAGUGGCCCAGUUCGGAGGAGCCUGAUGAAACUGCCUUUUCUCUGGCCGACAAUGCUGGAGGAUCGAUUUACGAUGCCUUUGCCAGGGACCAAGAGCGUGCCUUGCGUUUUGCAGCAGGAAUGGAAGUCUUCGGUGCACUUCCUCGGUUCAACAUGUCCAGCGCAGUAGACGGUUUUGAUUGGAAGUCACUGGGCCAGGCAAAGGUGGUCGAUGUGGGAGGCUCCCGGGGCCACUUGGCCGUUGCGCUGGCCCAAAGGUUCCCCCAACUUACUUUCGUUGUUCAGGAUAUGGAGAAAGUCGUGGAUGAAGGAAGAGAAACUUUGACCCCAGAGCUCCACGGCCGAAUUAACUUCAUGGCCCAUGACUUCUUCAAGCCACAAGGAGUCUCCGCCGAUGUCUACCUCUUGCGCACCAUCCUGCACAACUGGUCGGACAAGUACUGCGUCGCGAUCCUGCGGGCUCUUGUGCCAGCCCUCAAGCCUGGAGCCAAAGUCCUUAUCAACGAAAUCUGUCUUCCCGAACCUGGCUCCAUGCCGGCGCACUUGGAAGCUGAGUUGAGGCUUAUGGACCUUAGUAUGGGCUCAAUUUUCAAUGGAAAAGAAAGGGACUCUGCAGAAUGGAAGGCGUUGCUGACACAGGCAGACUCUCGGUUUGAGUUGCAAACCAUAGUCCAGCCUUCCGGUUCAUCCUUGGCAAUGAUUGAGGUCAAUUGGUGUGCAGAUUCUUGA